ACCUCAAACAUAAUAAUACUACUUCAUUUUUCCUACACCAACAUAAGUAUAGUUAUUUUUGCACAUAUAAUCAAGAAAUAUGAGUAAGGAUACAAUAGAUGCUUAACAAGAAAGUUGAAAAAACAAAGGUCCUACACUUUUUGUUUGUUCCUCUUAAAAAUCUAACAACAUUUAUUUAUAUAUAUUUGUUACUUUGUUUUCCAACCCCCCCACACACACCUCUAAAUUGUACCAAUCUAACGACAAAAACCAGCAAAACACAAACUCCCUCUAAAUUCUAGCCUCUUUUUUCUCUCUCUUUUUUUUUUCACCCUCUUGUUCACAAUUUCAUUUACAACCCAUUAUUCCAUUUCAUUUUGUGGUUCCAAAAACAAGAACAAGAACAAAUAUCAAUCUAUCUAAUAUCUCUCAAUCUAUCUCUAUUAUUCAUUUUUUUUCAUUAAUAUAUGCAAAUGAAUAAGAAGUGGAUGCAAUGGAUUACUCAAAUUCUAAUGACCCUUUUGUUGAUUCAAAUCAUUGUUGUUCAUAGCUUGAACAAUGAGGAGGAAGGUGAGGAUGAAGAUGAGAGAAUGAGUCUAGAACUUGUGCAUAGACAUGAUUCUAGAUUUGUUGAUGAUGUAGAUCAAGUUGAAGCUGUAAAAGGGUUCCUUAGUAGAGAUUUACAAAGAAGAGAAAGGAUGAAUGAAAUAAUGAUAAGAAAAAGCCAAGGAUUAAGUAGAAGAAAAAACAUUGAAAUGAAACCACAAUUUCAAUUACCAAUGCUUUCAGGAAGAGAUGAAAAACUUGGUGAGUAUUUUGUUGAUGUUGAAGUUGGAACACCAGGACAAAGUUUUUGGGUUAUUGCUGAUACAGGAAAUGAUUUAACAUGGUUUAAUUGUAUGAAAAAGGUUCAUAAGAGUAACCAUGGUCAUGGUGGUGGAAGACAUAAACAUAGAAGUCGAGGGUCACAUACCAAGACAAGAACAAGAACAAGAACAAAAUCAAGAACAAGAACAUCAAAAAGGAGAAGAAGGGUUGGUACUAAUAAUCCUUGUCAUGGUGUGUUUUGUCCACAUCAAUCUCAUACAUUUAAACAAGUUUCUUGUGCAUCUAAAACUUGUAAGGAGGAUCUAAGUGCUGUUUACUCUCUUCAAGAAUGUCCUAGUCCUUCUGAUCCUUGCCUUUAUGAUAUCAGCUAUGCUGAUGGAUCAUCUGCUGCUGGAUUCUUUGGCACUGACACAAUAACAGUAAACCUAACAAAUGGAAGGAAAGGAAAGCUUCAAAAUCUAACAAUUGGAUGCACACAAUCAAUGGCUAAUAGUGUAUCAUUCACUGAAGACACAGGUGGAAUAUUAGGUUUAGGUUUGGCAAAAGAUUCAUUUGUUGAGAAAGCAGGUUUAGCAUAUGGUGCAAAAUUCUCCUAUUGUCUUGUUGACCAUUUGAGUCACAAAGAUGUUUCAAGCUACCUAACAUUUGGAACACCAAAAGAAAAAGUGUUAACUAAAAUGAAAAAAACAGAGCUUUUAAUUUAUCCACCAUUUUAUGGUGUGAAUGUGAUCGGCAUCUCAAUCGCCGAUCAAAUGUUGAAAAUCCCACCUAAGGUUUGGAAUUUUGAUACUCAAGGAGGUAUGAUACUUGACUCAGGAACAUCCUUAGCAACAUUUGUUGUCGAAGCUUAUGAUCCGAUUGUCAGCGCAUUGGAAAAAUCUUUGAAAAAUGUGAAAAGGGUUGAUAAGAGUAUUAGUAUUUUGGAUUUUUGCUUUGAUAGUGAAGGUUUUGAUGAAAGUACUGUGCCAAGAUUAGCUUUUCAUUUUUCUGGAGGAGCAAGGUUUGAGCCACCAGUGAAGAGUUACAUCAUUGAUGUUGGACCAAUGAUGAAAUGUAUUGGAAUUGUGCCAAUAAAUGGAACUGGUGCUUCUGUUAUUGGUAAUAUUUUGCAACAAAAUCAUCUUUGGGAAUUUGAUUUGGCUAAUAACAUUGUUGGAUUUGCACCUUCUAAAUGCAACUAGAACUCAUUCUCUUGGAGAGUUACAUUUGGUGUUUCUUAAGUUGGAAUUGGAUUAUUAUUUUUUAGAUUUGUUCUUUUUUUCUUUUUCAAAUGUUUGUAAUAUAUUACAUGUAAACUUGUAUCAUACAUCUAAUUUGAGUUUUUGUGAUGUAAUUGAUUCAAUGGUAUGGAUAUAUGUUGCAUUCA
Messenger RNA from Trifolium pratense (red clover), 2173 nucleotides. Its product is annotated as aspartic proteinase NANA, chloroplast-like. The record is from RefSeq and is a predicted model, not a curated record. Gene Ontology annotation, biological process: proteolysis. The transcript has 2 exons. Gene Ontology annotation, molecular function: aspartic-type endopeptidase activity. Lineage: Eukaryota; Viridiplantae; Streptophyta; Magnoliopsida; Fabales; Fabaceae. The coding region runs from base 447 to 1988 and encodes 513 amino acids.